AAAGUUGAUUCAGAAAGAGACAAAGCCUAUCCUAUUUAUGUUUUACGUACCAUGGUGUGGAUUCUGCAAGAAAUUGAAGCCAGACUAUGCACAGGCUGCAACCGUACUCAAGAAGACUGCAGUGCUGGGUGCGAUGGACAUUGACCUGGAGGAAGCGUAUGGCAUCAGGCAAAUGUUUAACAUCACCGGUUUUCCAACACUUCUCUACUUCAAGAGUGGCGAGCAGCCUAUGCCCUAUGGCGGUGAGCGCAACAAGGACGGAAUCAUCGCCUGGAUGAAAGACCCUAAGCCGGCCGAGGAGAAGGAAGAGGAGAAGCCAUGGAGCGCAGAGGAAAGCGAGGUUGUGCAUCUGAAGACGGAGAACUUUGACGAGUUUGUCGCUGAGCACCCGUCUGUGCUUGUCAUGUUCUACGCUCCAUGGUGUGGACACUGUAAGGCUAUGAAGCCAGAGUAUGUCACCGCCGCUGCCACACUGAAGGAGGAAGGCUCCGAGGGUGUGAUGGCUGCUGUCAACUGCGUCGAUGAGAAAUCCCUGGCCGAGCGCUUUGACGUCAAGGGAUACCCGACCGUCCGCUACUUCCUGAACGGAACGGACAAAUGGGGAUUUGAUGGUCGCCGUGAGGCUGACAUGCUGGAGUUCAUGAGAGACCCGAAGGAGCCACCACCACCCCCGCCGCCAGAGCCCGAGUGGAGCGAGGUCACGAACAAGGUGACGCACAUCGACGGCCGCGAGCAGUUCCGCGCUGAGCUCAAGCGCAAGAAGCAUGCGCUCGUCUUCUUCUACGCGCCGUGGUGCGGACACUGCAAGAAUGCGAAGCCGGAGUUCUCUGCUGCGGCCGACCGCGUAGUCAGCAACAAGGUGGCAAUGGCCGCCGUGGACUGCACCGCCGAGAAGAGCAAGGAGCUGUGCGAGGACUACGGCGUGCGCGGCUACCCGACCAUCAUCUACACCAGCUACUUGAAGACCAGCUUCAAGUACUCUGGCGGACGCACGGAGGAAGACUUUGUUGCUUUCAUGGAAGACCCCAAGGAGCAGGAAGAGCCUCCGCCAGAGCCACAGUGGAAGGAUACGCCUAGCAAUGUUGUUCACUUGACUGACUCCACAUUUGAUGAGUACCUGUCGUCACAUCCUUCCACGCUGGUCAUGUUUUAUGCACCAUGGUGUGGUCACUGCAAGGCUAUGAAGCCCGAGUUUGUUACUGCCGCUGACAGCAUCUUGAACACUGGCUUGGAAGCAUCGCUGGCUGCUGUGGACUGCACACGUGAGACUGGCCUGGGAACGCGCUUCAGUGUGCGUGGCUACCCGACCAUCAAGUUCUUCCCGAGCGGAGCUGACGAUUCGGAGGACUACUCGCUUGGUCGCACCGCUGACGACAUUGUCCGAUUCCUCAAGAACCCCGUGCCGGCGAAGAAACCAGAGCUGAUCACGGAAUGGAGCAGUGAUGUCAGCGUGUUGACCAGUGCUAACUUUGCCGUCACUGCCGAGUCUGCAGACACCAUGCUGGUCAUGUUCUUCGCUCCAUGGUGUGGCCACUGCCACAAAGCUCAACCAGCUUUCGAGGGAGCUGCUGCCAAGCUUGCUGGAGACGACAGUCGUAUUUUCGCGGUGGUGGACUGUGUUGCUAACUCAGACCUCUGCUCGCAGUAUGGAGUGAGCGGCUUCCCGAGCUUCAAGUCGUUCUCGCGAUCGGCCGAGAAUGCUGCGGACUACGAUGGCGGCCGUUCGGUUGCCGACUUCCUCUCCUUCUUCAACAAAGGCGACGGCAAGGCGCGCACCGAACUCUAAAGCGGAGCAUACGCCCGUUCUUACCCACCGCACACCAGAGCCCCCACAACGGAAUGCGAGGAUCCGACACGACCGUAACGCUGUCGCAUUGCAUAGUGAUUUUAAUUUCUAGCACUACCAAGUCUGCAUGCUUACUGUCAUAACAAUGAUCUAGUAGAUAUUUUUUCUUUUAAUAGUCUAUUUCCUGUCUGUCCUGGUAUAUAUAUAUUUUUUAUGUCUCAACGCAACCGUCGGUGGUCAUGCAUGCGGCGGUGUUUGAUCUUGUUUGCAUUAUUUCGGAUGACAGACAAAUCAAGGGUGACAAAUAACAACCUUCUUUUUGGCGCGA
Molecule: messenger RNA, 2114 nt
Organism: Sycon ciliatum
Lineage: Eukaryota; Metazoa; Porifera; Calcarea; Leucosolenida; Sycettidae
Product: protein disulfide-isomerase A5-like
Exons: 14
Coding region: 38-1786 (582 amino acids)
Biological process (GO): protein folding
Cellular component (GO): endoplasmic reticulum
Molecular function (GO): protein disulfide isomerase activity
Source: RefSeq, a predicted model, not a curated record